UCGAAAACUCUGAGCCUCGACGGAGAAGUCCGCAAUCGAAUUCACGGGGGUGUGUGCGGCCGGUGUCUGUCUGGCCUGUCUCUCCAAUCGAAAAGCCCGUCUGCAGCCCGUCUGUCUGCUGAUGCUCCCGCGAGCCUGCUCGAGAACCAUUGGCAAGCUUGCACGAACCGGAGCUCUCGCGAUGACGACCGAUUCUGUGGCCCUCGCCACCAGAGCCGCAACACCCGCAGCUGGCUCAGCUGCUGUGUCCUCUGAUGGCGCAUUAGCAUCAGCACCAGCGCAAGCUGAGCAGCCCGUUGUGGUGGCAGCAACUGCGGCGAUUCCAGCAGCCGUCGAAGAGACAGCGGCGACUGAGGGGAGCGAGAAGGAUGCGACGGUGGUCGUAAGCAGACCUUGGACUGAGAGUGGGAACAAGCCCAAGAAGAACAAGGCAAAGAAGCCGAGCCUCAGGGAUCGCUCUGCCCUCGCCGACGAAAAUACCGCCCUCAUUACUCCAGCGGGCGAUAUCUGGCCACGGCCUUACCACUUCGAGGACGACCUUCGGCGCGUGAAACCCUACCACUUUACGUACAACACUUACUGCAAAGAGAGAUGGCGCGGACGUUCGCUCAUCGACAUCUUCGAGUCUGAAUUCCGAGACCGGCCGGUUGAGUAUUACCGAAACUCCAUGAUCAGGGGCGACAUCUACGUCAACGGCAGAGUGGUCGGCCCAGACUACAUUGUGCGCAAUGGGGAUGUGAUAUCCCAUACGCUACACAGGCACGAGCCACCUGUGACGGCUGAGCCUAUAGGAAUCAUCCACGAAGAUGACGAUAUCAUUGUCAUCAACAAGCCCUCAGGCGUGCCUGUGCACCCUGCCGGCCGAUACAACUUCAACUCGGUGAUUGAAAUUAUGGUAGCUGAGAGGGGCAGAGACUUCCUGCCACACCCGUGCAAUCGAUUGGACCGCCUCACUAGUGGCAUCAUGUUCAUUGCCAAGAGCGUCAAGUCGGCCGAAGCAAUGGCCAUCAAGAUCAGGGGCCGCACCGUGAGAAAAGAGUAUCUAGCGCGAGUCGUUGGCCACUUCCCGGACGGAGAAGUCGUGUGUGACCAACCAAUCCUCCAGAUAUCCCCGAAACUCGGCCUUAAUCGUGUGCGUGCCAACGGUAAAUCCGCCAGAACAGUCUUCAAGCGCCUUGCAUACUACCCACCGCGUGAUGGGGAUGCAGAGGAGCCGGCUGUGCUAGCGGAGGAUGGAAAGCCACUCACGCCGACGGACAAGGAGCAGCUUGAAGAUGAAAGGAGUAAGCCUUGGCUAAAGAAAAAGGGGUACUCCAUCGUAAGAUGUCUGCCAGUGACAGGCAGGACACAUCAGCUGCGGGUGCAUUUGCAGUAUCUGGGCCACCCGAUUCAAAAUGACCCAAUCUACGCCAAUCAGCGUGUAUGGGGGUUCAACCUUGGGCAGGCAGACGCCGAUGGUUCACAGAAUACUGAUGAGGAUGUUAUUAGCCGCCUCAAUCGCAUGGGAAAGGAAGAAGUGGCCGAAGCCGUCGUCUACUACGACGAAAUGGUGGAUAGAUAUGAGAAGCAGCGGGCAGAGAAGAUGACGGGCGAGCUGUGCGAUAUAUGUGCAACACCGCUCUACUCAGACCCAGGUAGUCACGAGCUAUCUCUCUGGCUUCACAGUCUCCGUUACGAGGAUGCCGACGGUAGUUGGGCCUACACAAGCCCGCUGCCCAAAUGGGCUCUCCCACCCAAGGGCAUGAGCGGACCGACUACCGUAGGUGGGAUGGAGGAGCUUGUAGAGGCCGUCAAGGAUGAAAAUCCUGAGAUUUCGUCCAAAGUACAGGCCAAAGUUAGAGCUGAGGCGGAAGCAAAGGCUCAUGCUCACGAGACAGAACCAGAGCGACUCCCUAAUGGAAGUAACGAAUCAUGAACGAACCAUGUCAUGAAUCAUGAUGCAUAGAAUCUGAGAUGGAAAUACCCAUAGAUAAUAUAUGUUGAGAAAGAAAACGCGUUUGUAUGACCAAGCAGCUAGAACAGCGAAAUCUAGAAAGGCUUUGUUAUCUAGAUAGAUCUUGUCAUUUCAAUCUACAAGGAAAAGCACACCCAAAGGGGGCAUCUGUUAAUUUAAAGAUACCUG
Trichoderma asperellum CBS 433.97 is the source of this 2122-nucleotide messenger RNA. RefSeq lists its product as uncharacterized. Gene Ontology annotation, biological process: enzyme-directed rRNA pseudouridine synthesis. Gene Ontology annotation, molecular function: RNA binding; pseudouridine synthase activity. NCBI's taxonomy places the organism in Eukaryota, Fungi, Ascomycota, Sordariomycetes, Hypocreales, Hypocreaceae. The record is from RefSeq and is a predicted model, not a curated record.